AAAGUUCAGAUAAAGACAACAUAUGUUAAGUACAAAAACUGACAUAUUUUAUUUUGGGUCUGAAUAAUAGAUAGUACUGCCGUUAGAUAAUUUUAAAGUUAGAUAAUUCUGUGAUUAGAUAAUUCCUUCGUUAGAAAACAGGACAGGAUAAGAUUACGAAGUCCUUCAAUCUGACACAGUCAAGAAAGAUAAGACAUCUGGACUUGAAGUUUAUCCCUGGUGUGUGUGUGUGGUGAAAGUUUGUGCCUGCAUAUCAUCAUAUUUAAUUAACCCUCUGCAUAUCAUCAGUCAGUACUUAACAUUGAAUGGACAGCUGGUUUGUGGGUACCCACGAAACCCAGGAAUGUUUUGAAGACGACGACAAACUAACCUACUACCCAAACUGCAAGAAAAAACAAGGCCACGACCUAUUUCUCCCAGCCCGCGACCUGACCCCAUCGUGUCUGCCCCAGCGUUACCAUGGCAACGUGUACGAGGUCGUCAGGUACACUGCCCAGCUAACCGUCAUGGUGGUGACGUACGUCAUUAGCCCGGGCCGGAUAAAUACGCACCCCAGGACGGGGCGGCCGUACCCCUACUCCAACUUAACUAUCAAGAAACUUUCCAGAAAAGGCAGCGGUAGAAUCUACAAAAUCAAGAAAAUAACGGAGGAAGACAACCAGCCUUGCCCGUGUGGGAUGUGUAUCCAAUCUGGCAAGCCUGUCAUGACGUGGGGAGAGAUUCGAAUCGUGACGGCCACACAUUUAGUGUUUGACGAUUACGAGGCUCAGAAUACAGUGUGUCGUUUCGGUUACGAUCAGGAAGACAGUCCGAUAAUUUUAUUGACCGGGGUUGGGUUGGAGUCAGCUGACGUUGACGCGGACAGGUGUAAGUUAAUCUGCGUCACGCAUGACGUGAAUCUGGUAGAAGAGUUAGAAGUGACGUGGGGGAGGUACUACGACCUGGUGAGGUCAGUCAGGGAUGAGUUUAAGGAUAUUAGGGAUGAGGAUAAAGUGACAGUGGUCGUGUCCCAUCCCCACGGGGGACCGAAGAUGGUGACGGUGGGGGAGUGGGUGUACCGUGAGGAUGGUGAGGGUAGGACGUGUCGGUACUGUUACACGGCCAGCACCUGCCCAGGGUCAAGUGGGGCGUGCGUCUACGUGGUGGGGAGGGAGGGGUGGUACUACGCUCACGUGCAUAGUGGGACAGGUGGUAAAGGGAAUUUUAGUGGGUAUGGUGUGGAUUAUUAGCAUUCGUUGAUUAUUAGCGCGUGGAUUAUCUGGAUGUGUGGAUUAUCAGUUUUUGGAGGAGCAUUUUUAGGGUAUUGUUAUGAAAUAGUGGGAUAUUGAUGAUUAAAAGAAUAAGACCCGCAAGUGAAUGUUCAAUUAUUAUACAUGUGAAUUAUACAGAUUUAAGAAACACUAUGUAAUAAUGUAAGUAAAGAUUCCUCUUUAAACAUAGCGAUCCAUUGGGCAGAUGAAGUAGAGUUCAUGUUUCUUUACUUCAGCAUAAGGGAUGGAGUAAUAAGCACUUGCCCAGCCGCCUUUACUUUUCCCAAACAUAAGUUAGGUACCCAUCAGAGCUGAGUGGACUCAAGAAUGUCCUACAGUCACAAGUUUGAACAGAGAUUCGAACUCGAGACCUUCGGCCAUAAGCUCUAUAAUUCAACU
Molecule: messenger RNA, 1649 nt
Organism: Physella acuta
Lineage: Eukaryota; Metazoa; Mollusca; Gastropoda; Physidae
Source: RefSeq, a predicted model, not a curated record